AUGUCUCUGAAAGCAAUUUCAGCCAAGGAUGCCGCCUCACUGGACAAAGACCUCAUGGAGACCGGCGGCUGGUCUCUAGAUCAGUUGAUGGAGCUAGCGGGCCUUUCUGUCUCGCAGGCUGUAUGGAAAGUCCAUCCCCCAAGUGCAGGCAAGAAUAUCCUAGUUGUGUGCGGACCAGGCAAUAAUGGUGAGAAGCAACUCCAGUCUUACCAUUCCGAGCAACAACAACCUAACAAAUCCCCAGGAGGAGAUGGCCUCGUAGCCGCUCGGCACCUAGCCCACUUCGGCUACACACCAUCGGUGUACUACCCAAAACAGGGCAAAAACGAGCUAUACCAACGCCUCAAAACUCAACUCGAAAACCUCUCGGUCCCUUUUAUAGACGACUUUCAGACAGCGCUAAAGUCAACAGACUUCCUGGUAGAUGCCAUCUUUGGAUUCUCCUUCGGCGGAGCAUUGCGCGAUCCCUUCGGUGAAUUCGUCUCGCAAAUUGAAGCCGCUAACGUCCAGGUGCUGAGUGUCGAUGCGCCCAGCUCAUGGGAUAUCCAGAGCGGACCGCCGAAAGAGGGACCCGGUGCGAAGUUCAUGCCGCAUGCCCUGAUCAGUCUGUCUGCACCCAAGCCGUGUGUGGCGUUUUAUCGGGGCAGGCAUUUCAUUGGUGGUAGAUUUUUGACGAAGAACCUUGCUGAUAAGUAUGGGCUUGAUUUGCCUAAGUAUCAAGGUGUUGAUCAGGUUUUAGAGAUUGGGGUUGAUGCGGAGGGGAGAUUGUAA
Penicillium expansum is the source of this 771-nucleotide messenger RNA. RefSeq names its product NADHX epimerase. The record is from RefSeq and is a predicted model, not a curated record. Gene Ontology annotation, molecular function: NAD(P)HX epimerase activity. Gene Ontology annotation, cellular component: mitochondrion. The transcript has 4 exons. NCBI's taxonomy places the organism in Eukaryota, Fungi, Ascomycota, Eurotiomycetes, Eurotiales, Aspergillaceae. The coding region runs from base 1 to 771 and encodes 256 amino acids.